Messenger RNA from Thamnophis sirtalis, 642 nucleotides. The record is from RefSeq and is a predicted model, not a curated record. NCBI's taxonomy places the organism in Eukaryota, Metazoa, Chordata, Lepidosauria, Squamata, Natricidae.
AUGGGCUUCGGGCUGGCGCUCGGCUGCCCCGAGGGCCACAGCGCCCUGCUGCAGCUGCAGGAGUCGGAGGUGCGCCUGCUGGAGGGGCUGCGCAAGUGGAUGGGGCAGCGGGCCAAGAGCGACCGGGAGUACGCGGCGCUGCUGCACCAGAUGCACAGCCUAGCCGGCAAGCAGGAAAGCAGCCGGCAGUCCCGACUCGGCGGCCAGAUCGGUCAGUGUUGGUGGUCCGUGGUGACCCAGACCGAGGCGCUGAGCCAAGCUCUAGAACGCCACGCGGAAGCCCUGCUGGCUGGACCCCUGAACACCCUGGCCCUGCUUAUCCAAGACAAGCAGCAACUGCACCGUUGUUAUAGUGAACAGUGGCAACAAAUGAACCAGGAUUUCAUCCGGACCACCCAACAAGAACCCGAGCGCCUGAGAGCCCAGUACCGCAGCCACAUCCGUGAAUGUGCACAGGCAAAGCGCAAAUACCAGGAGGCCAGCAAAGGUGCGUCCUUUGCCAGGGGCAGAAUAGGAGCAAAGCCUUUCUCACCCCCCAUCCUGCUUUCUGUCAACAGCCAAAUAUAUGUCUCCAAAGGAGCCCUAGUCUUGACAUCUCUUGGGACAGAGACUGUGCCAGAUGGUAGGAGCGUUUGUCAAUGA